AUGACACGUAAUAACCAGAAGUCCGAACCAGCUCCCUUACCAACCGCAGCUAAUAUUGAAGAUCAUUUGCCUGGAUUACCUGACCUGUCACUUUUUCGAGAUGAUGAAAAACAGCAUAUUCUCAAUGUUUUAUUACGUGAUGAAAAUCUUCGAAAUCAACAUCUAAAACGUUUUGUGCAAUUAAAACAAGAAGUAGCAAGUCUUAGAGAAAAAUCACAAACAAAAUCAAGCUCUAUGUGUGCUCGAUGUUUAACGCCGUUUGGUUACAUAUUUAACACAGGUGAUACAUGUCCGAAGUGUGCUGCAAAAGUUUGUAAACAAUGUCGACUCAUCUAUAAUUUAAAUGACAAUACUUGGUUAUGUCAGUUAUGUUGUAAACAGAUGCAAUUGAUGAGUUAUUCAGGCGAAUGGAUAUAUUUACUACAAAUAUUUACCAAUAGUACAAGUCAUUCACCAGGAGGUUCACAUAAAUCAUUUCAACUAUUUAGUUCUACACAAAAUUUAAAUGCUGUAUCAAGUUCGGAUUCUGAACCUGAAGAUCUUCUUUCAAAAACACACCACCAUAGUCGAUUUAAUCCUCAGAUAGUUGAAUCAUCAGAAACGAGAUCAAAUGAUCCAACUGCUAGAGUGAUGGUUCAAAAGAAAUAUGAUGAGCAAAGACUAGCUUAUAUUAAACACCGUGUUGAAAAACGACCGAAGAAUGCAUCAGCUACACAACCAUUACCUAGAAAAGCUCAUCGACACCCUCUAAGUCCUGACACACGAAAUAGUUCAUCAGAUGAAGGGAAUACUUCAGUGAAUCAAUCGAAAAAUCAUCUAAAUCGUAAUUUAGGCAAAGGCAAACCAUCACUGUUAAAUAGCAAAGAUAUAUUAAAAGCAAACUCAAAUCAAAGUCUAAAAACAAGUCGAAAUGAAAUCGACAACAAAUCGAUACAAUCGUCUCAAUUAAUUACUCGUGUUAGAAAAGCCGACAAAGAUAAACUAAAAGUACCACGACGUCAGCAAUCACUUAAUCGUGGCUCCUUAUUAAGCUUAGUAUCAAAAACGUCUGAAAAAUCAUCUAGUAAAAGUAUCAGUGCCUCCAUGCAAAGUUUACGCAAUGCUGUUCAUCGUAUUUCACAUUCAAAAGUAUUAUCGGGGUCACCUAGUUCGAUACAUUCGGCAAAAGAAGUAAAACCUGACUUGCUUACUAGUUCAACCUUGAAUUAUGAAGAUGCAGUAUCAUUACAAGUGCCUGAUAUUCAUAGUAGAUCGAUUGAAAAACUGUCGCCAUUAACACAAUCGAACAUGCCAAGUUUCUAUCCAUCCACAAGACAUCGUACACUGAUUACUAAACAACUUUCGAACCAUGAUGAUGAUGAUCCUGAUUCGAUUUAUAAAGAAACAUUUAUCAUAGAAAUAUUUCAACAUUGGAAAGCGAAAGCAUUAGAACAUCAACAUUCAAUAGAUAAUCCUGAAAAUCUUCCUGCAGCAAACCAUUUCACUCAAGCACUUGCAAGUGAAAUUUCAUCAACGGAAACACCAACUACCCAGCUGGUACCUUGUGAAUCCACUUCAAAUAACAAUAAAAAUGAACCACCAAAUGUUAUUCAAUCACAAACAUCGACAGUAGCCAUAAAAAAGCGUACAUCACCAUUACCAACAUCAAAUACACGUCGAAAAAUUCCCACAGAAAAGAAUAUUAUUCCAUGUACCGAAGUUGUCAAUCCAAAUUUACUCGGACCCUCUCCUAAAAAUAAACAUGGAGCAACAAAUGCAACAGUAACAGCAGCUACAACAAAAAAACCUCUUAAAGCCUCAACUAUAUUUAUAGAACCAAAAAAGACACAACCAUCACUUCCACCACGUUUAUUUAGUUCCUUUCCCCUCGAUGAAUCUAAUCAAACAAAACGAAAGGCUACUGUGGAAAAACAACAUUCAUUUGACGACGCUCAAAUUUUCCAUUCGACUUCUCCUACUUGGACACCAAAGUCACAUAUAAUGCCAACGCGUUCUUAUGCACAUUCACUAUAUGAUGAUGAAACAUCAAGUGACGAAAGUAAUCAUGAAAGCUUGUUAAUACGAAAUAAAAGAUAUUUAAAAAGAACACCCAGCAUCCAAGAAAAACAUACACCAUUUGAUGCUUCUAAUCUGGUUAUACCAAGCGCUAUAUACAUAAUUGAUCCGGAUGGAAAUUCACAACCAUUCGAUUUGCAUGAUGAUGCCGUGGAAGAAUAUUUUCGUACGGGAAGAAUUGUGGAACAUGAUUCUGUUGCAACAAGUAAAUACUUUUCAAAUCUGAAUAGCGUGCCUACUUAUUCUUCUGUGUUGGUAAUUGCUAAAACUCCAUCAGUAGAAGAGAUUAAUUCUAAUAGGCAUGUUUUACACAGUAUUGGCGAAGAAGUAGAAGAAGAAGAAUUAGUUAACAAAUUUAGUCGUAGUGGCAGUAUUUUAUCAAGACAACUUAAUCGAAUUGAAGCUUCUGUAAAAUCGCAAAAAAUGAAAUUCAAUACACGUAAAACAGGCACGAAUUCGAAUCAAACUGAAAAUAAUCCAAUACUAUUACCAAGACGUUGGAGUGAUUCUGUUGUUAGUGAUGAAGAUGAUGAAUAUUUACGAUUACCACAACGCGCGCUUCCUAAACCAUCUAGUGCAUCAUCUGUUACGAAACAAACAGUAACUUCAUCACCUAAACUAUCUAUUGGUAAAUAUAUUCUUAAGAAGCUGCAUUUGAUACCAUCAACAUCAAUGAAUGAUAAUUCAAAUGCGUAUUCACCAACGACCAAGCCACCGCGAUUCAAGCGUACUUUUUUUCUUUUAUCUUAUUUACAACUAAAUUUUUACUUGCUCAUCCUUGAAUUAUUUCAAUAUUUAGAUUCUCGUACGAAUCUUCAAACACCACAAUCAUCUGUAGAUGAACCGAAGCCGGCAGCGACGGUUAGUCGUCAGAGUUCAGUGAAUGAGUUUGUUUUAACAAGCACAACUAAACAACAGUCUACACCAAGUCUUACAAAUAAAGAUGAAUCGCAUCAAGUACAGAGUCUUAAAAGCACAGUUAAGCCACAACCAAAACAAAGUUUUACGAAUACCUUCGAACCACAGCAAAAGGCAAGUCUUCAAAGCACAACUGAACCAUCACGAACAUCAAAUUUUACAAAUAAAAUGGAGCUGCAGCAAACACCACGUCUUAAAAACUCAGCUGAACUGCAUCAAAGGACAAGUCUUAGAAGCACAGCUGAAUCACCACAAACAACAAAUCUUACGAACACAACUGAGCCAAGCCAAACAUUCAGCCUUACAAAUAACACUGACCUGCAACAAAGGACAAGUCUUAGAAGCACAGCUGAACCACCACAAACACCUGAUCUUAUAAACACAGCUAGACUACAACAAACAUCAAGUCUUACCGAUACAAAAGAUAGUAUUGGAAAAGCAAAUAAUGAAAACAAAGCAGCAAGUAUUGAAAAUCAGAUCACAACUGCUGAUCAUGAUAGAGCGGAUGUUCGAGUUGAAAAAAAGAAAUUGGGUUUAUCUAAAAUUAAAUCUUCUUUAACCGAUCUUUAUACUUCACAAUCCAGUCUAAAUAGUGCAUUUGGUGACACAAAAUCUCACUAUAGUCUUGAUAUAUCUGGCACCAUAGAAUUAAAACUUCGUUAUAAUAUGAAUAAAGGCGCAUUAGAUGUGUUCAUUAAAAAAUGUACGGAUUUAGCUCGUGUCAAACGAAAUCAAGCACCAAAUCCAUAUUGUAAACUUUAUUUACUACCCGAUAAUUCGAAGACUAGCAAACAGAAAACAACUGUUAAAAAGGACACAAUAGAACCUGAGUACGACGAAGUAUUUUAUUAUCAAUUAAAUAAUGAAGAUUUUAACUCACGUAUAUUAUGGAUCUCAGUUUGGAGUCACGCAUCACUCGGGUCAAAUUAUUUUCUCGGUGAAAUACAUAUUCCAUUCAACAAUUGUAUUCUUGAUAGAUUUGAAGAAUAUACACUUCUAGCUCGAAUGUCUAAAGAUAGUUUACCACAAACGAUUUCACAAACGGAUGACUCCAACGAAUUGAGUUUUGAUUUAACUUUUAUUACAAAUUCAAUGAACAUAGAAAUAGGAACUUUACAAAUCAAUGCUAUUCAAGGCAAAAAUGUUAAGUAUGGAAAACAUAGUGACAUCAUAUGCAAAGGUGUAUUGAUGCCUGGUGUCAUCAAACGAAAAUUAGCCAUCUCACGUAAAGGACCAUCACCGAAAUGGGAUAUUCCAUUACGAUGGGAAAAUUUAUCACGGAAUAAUUUGAAAAAUAUAUCUAUUGAAAUAAGUUUAUGGCGUCAAGAACGUUUUCGAAAAACAAUGAUGAGUUUUGUUAGACUUACUGCAACUCACGUACAAUUUGAUGAUAAAUUUUCUAAAUCGUUCGAUAGUACGGACGCAGAAAAAUUUGCUUGGGAUUUAUUUCUGCAAAAGCCGACUCAAACACAUCAUAUUCAACUUCCAUUACGACCAGCAACUAAUUGA
Molecule: messenger RNA, 4482 nt
Organism: Rotaria socialis
Lineage: Eukaryota; Metazoa; Rotifera; Eurotatoria; Philodinida; Philodinidae
Source: the annotation of a GenBank genome assembly